AUGAUUUGGACGAGAUCUGCUUGCAUUCUCUCUUUCAUCUUGUUUUUUGCCCACAUAGCAGCUGUAUCGAUUAAGCAUCUUUCUAAAGGAAAUGUACAUGAUGGAGAGUUUGAUGAACAGAAGGAUAUUUCAGAAAUCAAUUUAGCUGCAGGCUUGGACCUCUUUCAGGGGGACAUUUUUCUACAGAAUUCCAGAAAUGGCCUGAGAGACCCCAGCGCCAGGUGGAAGUUCCCCAUCCCUUACAUCCUGGCCGACAAUCUGGCACUGAAUGCCAAAGGAGCUAUUCUCUAUGCCUUUGAAAUGUUCCGCCUCAAGUCCUGUGUGGAUUUCAAGCCCUAUGAAGGAGAGAGCUCGUACAUCAUCUUUCAGCAGUUUGAUGGGUGCUGGUCUGAGGUUGGCGACCGACACGUAGGACAGAACCUUUCCAUUGGCCAGGGAUGCGACUAUAAGGCCAUCAUUGAACAUGAGAUCCUGCAUGCUCUGGGGUUCUACCAUGAGCAGUCAAGGACGGACCGGGAUGAUUAUGUGAAGAUCUGGUGGGAUGAAAUUCUUCCAGGUUAUCAGCACAACUUUAACACCUACGAUGACAACUUCAUCACAGACCUCAACACACCCUAUGAUUACGAGUCUUUGAUGCACUACGAGCCUCUCUCAUUUAACAAGAAUGCUAGUGUCCCCACCAUCACAGCCAAGAUCCCUGAGUUUAACUCCAUCAUUGGGCAGCGCCUGGAUUUCAGUGCUAUCGAUUUGGAGAGGCUGAACAGAAUGUACAACUGCACCACAACUCACACCCUCUUGGACCACUGUGAUUUCGAGAAGGCAAACAUCUGUGGGAUGAUUCAGGGUACCAGAGAUACUGCUGACUGGGUCCAUGAGGACAGCACUCAGCCUGGACAAGCGGAUCACACCUUGGAGGGGCGAUGCACAGGUGCCGGCUACUUCAUGUACUUCAGUACCAGCUUGGGGAUAGCAGAGGAGGCAGCCCUGUUGGAGUCUCGGAUUCUUUACCCAAAGAGGAAGCAGCAAUGCCUGCAGUUUUUCUAUAAAAUGACAGGAAGCCCUUCAGACAGACUCACCAUCUGGGUCAGGAGGGAUGACGGUACGGGCAACGUUCGCAAGCUGGUCAAGGUGAAGACCUUUCAAGGAGAUUUGGACCAAAAUUGGAAAAUUGCCCAUGUUACACUAAGAGAGGAAAAGAAGUUUCGCUACAUUUUCCAGGGCACAAAGGGUGACCCCCAGAACUUGAGUGGGGGAAUUUACCUGGAUGACAUCACUUUGACAGAAACCCCAUGCCCCGCAGGGGUUUGGACGGUCCGGAAAUUCUCUCAAGUCCUGCAGAACACAGUUAAAGGGGACAAGCUUCAGAGCCCUCGAUUCUAUAAUUCAGAGGGCUACGGUUUGGGGUUGACCUUGUACCCUCAUGGCAGAACGACCUCCAGGAGCUCUGGGUACUUGGGACUUGCCUUUCAUCUGUGUAGUGGAGAGAAUGAUGCUGUCCUGGAGUGGCCAGUGGAGAACAGACAGGUGAUAAUGACAAUACUUGACCAGGAACCCGAUGUCAGGAAGAGAAUGUCCUCCAGCAUGGUGUUCACUACCUCCAAGUCCCAGACGUCUACAGCAAUGAAUGGCUCCAUCAUCUGGGACAGGCCGUCUGUCUUGGGGUCCUAUGACAAGAGCUGUGCCUGUUUUAGAAGCAUCGACUGGGGCUGGGGUGCUAUCAUCUCCCACCAAAUGCUGAAAAGGAGGAGUUACCUUAAAAAUGACGACCUUAUAUUGUUUGUGGACUUUGAAGAUAUCACCCACCUUGAGCAGACUGAAGUUCACAUUGAAGACAGCAGGCUGAUCCCCCAAAGCCUCGUUCUCCAAGGCCAGGAGCAGCCGGCUUCAGAAGAAGGUUCGGGAAAGGCCUCCUUAGAGAAAGACCUACUGGGCAGCCUGGGCCAGGGGCAUCGCAGCCGACAGAAGCGGUCGGUGGACAACACGGGCCCCAUGGAGGACCACAACUGGCCCCAGUACUUCAGAGACCCAUGUGACCCGAACCCUUGUCAAAACGAAGGCAUCUGUGUGAACGUGAAGGGGAUGGCGAGCUGCAGGUGCGUCUCUGGCCACGCCUUCUUCUACACUGGGGAGCGAUGUCAGGCCAUGCAGGUGCACGGCAGCCUCCUGGGCCUGAUGAUCGGAGGCGCAGCCAGCAUGGUUUUAUUGACCUUCACCAUCAUCUCCAUCCUUCGCCAAAGGCCAGGCAGUGAUGCCCGCUGACAUCAACCAGACUGCAGAAGCACCUCCAGCCCUUGGACCCUCCCUUUCCUUCCCGUGCUCAUUGCAGUUUGGGGCAGCUUCUAUCGGCCUUGCUUUGCCUCCAGCCUCUUGUGUGACCCUUAUGGUUUUCCUGUCCCCACCCUCACAUGGUUCUGUUACCCUGCUCUGUGCUCCAAAUGUAUCUAGUGUGUCCUGUGAUGACGCUCUUAUCCCUUGUUUAAUAGACUGUCUUUCCCAUAUACUGUAAGCUCUACGCGGGCAGACCCACCUUUACCGUGUUAGCCCAGUGCCUGGGAGUCUGCCUGGCCCGGCAUGCAUGGUCACUCAGUAAAAACGAAUAAAUGAGCCAGUAAUUGAAUGAACAACUAAGAUAUAGAAACUCUCUCCUUUCUACUGCAAGUAAGAUGUAUACAAUGAAACGCACAUGUUUUUUGUACUAGAAUCAAACACUCAAAUACCUGUUUUCCAUCAGACACAAUAGGUUUAUUAUUCUUUUAGGGUCUUGUGUGUUAAAGAAUUUCGAAUAAAGAUUCCUCCUAGCAGCAGUAUUUGCUUUCCUCCUCUGAUUCUAAGGGAAAGUCUUUAAUAAAUUCAAUAACUAUUUCGUCAGUACCUUCAAGAGGUCCAGAAUUGCAUGUGAAUUUGUGUGUGUGUGUGUGUGUGUGUGUGUGUGUGUAUGGAAAGCUCUUUGUCAGAUCUUUUUAAAUUUUAAAGUACAUUUUAAGGGACUUCCCUGGUGGUCCAGUGGUAAAGAAUCCGCCUUCCGAUGAAGGGGAUGCAGGUGCGAUCCCUGUUCGGGGAACUAAGAUCCCACAUGCCGCGGGGCAACUAAGCCUGGCUGCAACUGCUGAGCCCACGCACCACAGCUACAGAGCCCACGCACUCUGGAGCCCGUGCGCCACAACUAGAGAGAAGCCCGCGCACUGCAACGAAGAUUCCGCGUGCCUCAACUAAGA
Molecule: messenger RNA, 3215 nt
Organism: Orcinus orca (killer whale)
Lineage: Eukaryota; Metazoa; Chordata; Mammalia; Artiodactyla; Delphinidae
Gene: MEP1A
Product: meprin A subunit alpha
Exons: 14
Coding region: 1-2259 (752 amino acids)
Biological process (GO): proteolysis
Cellular component (GO): membrane
Molecular function (GO): zinc ion binding; protein binding; metalloendopeptidase activity
Source: RefSeq, a predicted model, not a curated record